GAUGGUGGCUUCCUACCUGGUGCACCACAGCUACUGUGCCACGGCUGAAGCCUUUGCCAAAUCCACAGACCAGGCCGUGCACGAGGAGCUGGCCUCCAUCAAAAACCGACAGAAGAUCCAGAAGCUGGUGUUGUCGGGCAGAAUGGGCGAGGCCAUCGAGACCACCCAGCAGCUCUACCCAAACCUCCUGGAGAGGAACCCAGACCUUCUCUUCAUGCUCAAGGUGAGACAGUUCAUAGAGAUGGUGAAUGGGACGGACAGCGAGGUGAGGUGUCUGGGAGGUCGCAGCCCAAAGUCUCAGGACAGUUACCCCGGCUCCCCCCGGCCCUUCAGCAGCCCCAGCCACAAAGCCAGCAGCUCCCAGCCCUACCUCCCAGGGUUCGACAGCAACUGCUGUAAUGGUGUGACGUCUAAUAAGAGCCACAGCUCCUCCCCUCACAGUCACAAGCCCUGCCCCCCAGGCUCUGGCUCCACCCUCCCAGCGUCUGAAGUUAGCCUCAACGGGAGCCGCAGCCAGCAGCCCAUAACCAGUAGCGAUGUGGACAUGGAGGUUGACCACUUCACCAACGGAGUGACAGAAUCGUCCUCCAAUGGUUUCCUCAACGGCAGCUCCAAACACGCCACCGAGCCCGACGACUGUGACGCAGACAUGG
This is a messenger RNA of Plectropomus leopardus (leopard coralgrouper), 653 nucleotides long. The record is from RefSeq and is a predicted model, not a curated record. Lineage: Eukaryota; Metazoa; Chordata; Actinopteri; Perciformes; Serranidae.